AUGGUUUCCACAGAUGAAGAUGAUGUUAAUGAGUCAACCAUUCUCCUCAUUGAUUCAUCGCGUCUCAUCACUGAGGACGUAAUCUGUCAAGGCGUAAGGGUCAGCGCGGUUAUUGACACGAUUGCAGUGGUAUCAGUCGCCUCACCUAGCCUACAAGAGAAACUGCAAAUUCGACAAACCAGAUGGGAUGGACCAUCCGUGUUGAUGGUGAACGGCCAGAAAAUACCUCCGCUAGGCGCCCUUGAAUUAGACAUCGAACACCGAGGUAUGAAGGCUAAAGGAAAGGUGAUACUGCUGGAAAUGAAUGGAAUUGAAUUGUUACUUGGUAACGAUUUCUUAAGCCAGUUCAAACGCUUUCAAAUCAACUACGACGAUAAAGAGGCAGAGCUUUUGCUGGGUGAAUUACCAGUUAAUGCUAUCACGGACCAAGUCACUAACUCGUCGUACAAGCUAGUAACAAAGACGGGUAGGCUACUACCUCCAAGAGCUAUCGUCCCAGUAGAGAUCGAGCCUACUACCCUAGAAGAAGGCACCUGGAUGAUCGAGCCAUCAGAGAACCUGGUUCGCGCAAAAGGCAUUACCACUGGGAAAGUCUUAGUGCCCACCACUCACCCAUUAGGACACUUGCUGAUGGUAAAUUUAACAAACCGUCAAACCUACUUACGGGAGGGGACCGUCUUGGGCCAGAUCGAGGCCUUAGACUCUUCGAUAGUUACCGUCAAUGAAGGAGAACCAAGAAUUCAAAGAGAAGAGGUGGCAGCUGAAAACACAGAAGUGUCGGCCGUAAGUGAGGAGGUACCAGCUCCAGCCUCUUCGCGAGAAAUCUGCCGUCUCCCACGACAAGCAAUUCACGCUCAGAUCGCAGAGGGCCUAUCCCAUCUUGAUACCGAAAACUUGGUAGACCUUCUUCAGGAGUUCAGCUCUUGCUUUGCGCAAAAAGACAGUGAGCUUGGAAUCUGCAAGGUGGCAGAGCAUCAAAUCAACACUGGCCUGGCCUCGCCAGUGCAUCAAACCCCUUACAAGAGCGCGUGGAAGGAGAGAACUAUUGUUCAGCAACAAGUAGACGAAAUGUUGGAGAAAGGGGUGGUCGAGCCAUCAAACAGUCCUUGGGCAUCGCCAGUUGUCUUGGUGAAAAAGAAGGACGGUAGCUGGCGAUUCUGUGUUGAUUAUCGUCGACUAAAUACCAUUUCUGUUAAAGACGUUUACCCUUUACCAAGGAUCGAAGAGACGUUAUCCCGGAUGGACAACGCCUGUAUUUUCUCUGCAAUGGAUUUAGAAAGCGGGUACUGGCAAGUACCGAUGCACAACGACGCGAAGGCUAAAACGGCAUUUGUGACUCCUGGCGGCCUAUACCAAUUCCUGGUAAUGCCAUUUGGAUUAGCAUCUGCCCCCGGAACGUUCCAGAGGAUGAUGAAUCUAGUUUUGGCGGGACUUAGAUGGACCAUCUGUCUCGUCUAUCUUGAUGACAUCAUCGUCUACGCAGCAGGGAGUUGA
Molecule: messenger RNA, 1494 nt
Organism: Daphnia magna
Lineage: Eukaryota; Metazoa; Arthropoda; Branchiopoda; Diplostraca; Daphniidae
Exons: 1
Coding region: 1-1494 (497 amino acids)
Source: RefSeq, a predicted model, not a curated record